GAAGGCGUCGGAUAGAGAGCGGUCCAAAGGAAAAGAAGUCAUGUAUCCGGAUCGUCGACUGUACCUGCUUGUGCUGUACGUAUUCGCAAUACAUCUUCGGAUGUCCAUCGGAGGUAACCCACGGGACAGUGCCCAGGUCAGUGCCCGGAAUGCACCGAACAAUGCCACCAACAGCAACAGUAGUGUGAGAAACAGUAGCAGCACCAAUAUUGCCUGCCGGGAGGAUGUGCUCGACCAGUGCCCUCCAAAUGCAUCAUGUGAUAAGGGUCAAUGUGUUUGUCUGUUCGGCUACAAGCUGAAUCCCACCUAUCACGGGAAGAACACUACCAGCAGUCUGUCCCCUACACCAGUUCCGAGUACCAAUGUUGCCUACAUCACCACGUACUGUAUGCCAGAUGAGACUGGCGCCAAAGCAACCUCCCUGCACGGAGGAACGAGCAGCGAUAGCAACAAAGCACCGAGCGAAGCAACGAAUGGAGAGGUUGGUAACAUGGGACAGCUGCCACUGCGGGAACCUGUCGAAGCGCAUCACAUCCUCGGUGGCGUACUGAUACCGCUCGCCUUCGUAGUGAUACUGGUGGGCAGUGCUGUUCUGGCCAAGCGUGCCGCGCUCUGGUCCCGACUGCGACAACGGUUCGCAGCGCACCGAAAUCGCCACCGGCGGCGGCCCGCUUACGAAGACGUGGUGCUAGUAGGCUUUGAGCCGCAGACGGGCAGGCUUUGAGAACGCCAAAGAGAACUUUACCAUGGUGGCGGGAUGGUGUGAAUUUAAGUAGAUAU
Messenger RNA from Anopheles maculipalpis, 780 nucleotides. RefSeq lists its product as uncharacterized. NCBI's taxonomy places the organism in Eukaryota, Metazoa, Arthropoda, Insecta, Diptera, Culicidae. Bases 41 to 724 code for a protein of 227 amino acids. The record is from RefSeq and is a predicted model, not a curated record. The transcript is spliced from 3 exons.